Molecule: messenger RNA, 2682 nt
Organism: Ilex paraguariensis (yerba mate)
Lineage: Eukaryota; Viridiplantae; Streptophyta; Magnoliopsida; Aquifoliales; Aquifoliaceae
Source: the annotation of a GenBank genome assembly
AUGCACCAUAAUACUCUUGACGACGGAGGUGUUUAUCUUGGUGCACUCUACUUUGCGAUAGUUAUGAUUCUUUUCAAUGGCUUCAUGGAGGUCCCUAUGUUGAUUGCCAAGCUUCCUGUUUUUUACAAGCACAGAGACUUGCACUUUUAUCCGUGCUGGGUUUAUACACUUCCUUCUUGGCUUUUGAGUGUUCCAUUGUCGAUUUUUGAGUCUGGUAUAUGGGUGGCAGCUACAUACUACGUGGUUGGGUUUGAUCCCCAAAGUACUAGAUGCCUUCGGCAGUUUUUAUUGUAUUUCUCUAUGCACCAGAUGUCAAUUGCUCUCUUCCGUGUGAUGGCAUCCUUAGGCAGAAAUAUGAUAGUUGCCAAUACUUUUGGAUCUUUUGCAAUGUUGGUUGUGAUGGCUCUCGGAGGAUUUGUCAUUUCAAGAGAUAGCAUUCCACGUUGGUGGAUCUGGGGUUACUGGUUUUCUCCUUUGAUGUAUGCUCAAAAUUCUGCUUCGGUGAAUGAAUUUCUCGGCCAUUCCUGGGAUAAGAAAGCUGGGAACCAGACUAGUUUGUCUUUGGGCCAGACGUUACUACAGGUUCGCAGUUUAUUUCCAGAGGGUUAUUGGUAUUGGAUUGGUGUGGGAGCUUUGCUCGGUUACACAAUUUUGUUCAACGUCUUCUUCACAAGUUUCCUGACUUACCUCAACCCCCUUGGAAACCAGCAAGCCGUCGUUUCUAAGGAGGAGCUCCAAGACAAAGUCAAGAAAAAGGAGAAUGAACAAGCAGUUCUUGAGCUAAGACAAUUUUUACAACAUUCACACUCUUUCACUGGAAAACAAAGUGUAAGACAGAAAGGCAUGGUUCUUCCAUUUGAACCUCUGUCCAUGUCUUUCAGCAACAUCAGUUAUUACGUGGAUGUUCCUAUGGAACUGAAGCAUCACGGUUUAUCAGAAGACAGAUUGCAAUUGUUAGUUAAUGUUACUGGAGCAUUCAGGCCAGGUGUCCUUACUGCUUUAGUUGGUGUAAGUGGAGCUGGAAAAACUACCCUCAUGGAUGUUUUAGCUGGUAGGAAGACAGGGGGACAUAUUCAAGGAACUAUAUAUAUUUCUGGGUACCCCAAAAAGCAAGAAACUUUUGCAAGGGUUUCUGGCUACUGUGAACAAAAUGAUGUUCAUUCUCCAUGUUUGACUGUCCAUGAAUCACUCCUGUUUUCUGCUUGGCUCCGGUUACCUUCAGAUGUUGGCUUAAAAACACAAAGGGCUUUUGUAGAUGAGGUUAUGGAACUUGUCGAACUUACUCCAUUAAGUGGAGCAUUAGUUGGUCUACCAGGGGUUGAUGGGUUGUCAACAGAGCAAAGAAAAAGGCUGACGAUUGCUGUUGAGCUUGUGGCCAAUCCUUCUAUUGUGUUCAUGGACGAACCUACUUCAGGACUGGAUGCUAGGGCUGCUGCCAUUGUAAUGAGAACUGUGAGGAAUAUCGUAGACACUGGGAGGACAAUUGUUUGCACUAUCCAUCAGCCCAGCAUUGAUAUUUUUGAAUCUUUUGACGAGCUUGUGCUCAUGAAACGAGGCGGAGAGCUCAUUUAUGCCGGUCCUUUGGGCAAAAGAUCUUGCAAGCUUAUUCAGUAUUUUCAGGCAGUUCAAGGGGUUCAUAAGAUCAGGCCUGGAUAUAACCCUGCUACUUGGAUUCUGGAGGUCACUUCUCCAGCAGAAGAAAUUCGCCUUGGUUUGGACUUUGCAGAAGUUUAUCGCAGAUCAAAUCUUUCUGAGAGAAAUAAAGACCUGGUUGAAAGAUUAAGCAAACCAAAUAGUGAUUCCAAUGAAUUAAUCUUCCCAAGCAAAUACUCAAGGUCAUUUUUUGCCCAGUUUCUAGCGUGUCUUUGGAAGCAGAACCUGUCUUACUGGAGGAAUCCACAGUACACUGCUGUACGCUUCUUCUACACAGUUAUCAUAUCUUUGAUGUUUGGAACAAUAUGCUGGAGAUUUGGUUCUAAAAGGGAAACCCAGCAGGAUAUUGUUAAUGCUAUGGGAUCCAUGUAUGCAGCAGUCUUAUUUAUUGGAAUCACAAAUGCCACUUCUGUGCAACCUGUGGUUUAUGUUGAGAGGUUUGUCACAUAUCGAGAGAGAGCAGCAGGGAUGUAUUCUGCUCUGCCAUUUGCAUUUGCACAGGUUACGAUUGAAUUCCCCUAUGUGUUUGUACAGUCACUGAUUUACAGCACUAUCUUCUACUUCAUGGCAUCUUUUGAGUGGAGCCCUUGGAAGUUUAUUUGGUACAUAAACUUCAUGUAUUUCACUUUACUAUACUUCACCUUCUUUGGAAUGAUGACGACUGCUGUUACUCCUAAUCAAAAUAUUGCUGCAAUCCUUGCUGCACCGUUCUAUAUGAUGUGGAACCUUUUCAGUGGAUUCAUGAUUCCUCACAUGAGAAUCCCCAUAUGGUGGAGAUGGUAUUACUGGGCAAAUCCAAUAGCCUGGAGUUUGUAUGGCCUUCUCACAUCCCAAUACGGAGACCUGGAUGAUCUGGUAAAGCUUGCUGAUGGCACUCGAUCAGUGCCAAUAAAACAACUGCUUAAAGACCAGUUUGAUUAUAGGCACGAUUUCUUGGGUAUUGCCAGCAUUGUAGUAGUUGGUUUCUGUGUGCUAUACGCAGUGACUUUUGCUUUCGCCAUCAAAUUCUUCAACUUCCAGAGGAGAUGA